AGAGAGACUACCCUUAAAAUAAUACUAGACGACUUGGUACUCCUCUCCUCCCUCUUCCGUCUCACCCAUGUAUCCUCUACUCAGUGUUAUAGUCUUCCUUCUCUCACUGAAUAUGGGAACACAAACUUUAGGAGAAAGCACUGAUGACGAUUUCUUUGAGCUCUGCCAAGAAACUAGAUGCAGCACAAGGGGUGGUCCACGCGUAAGAUUCCCCUUCAGACUCAACACCCAACCAGACUUUUGUGGCCUUGAAGGGUUUGUAGUAUCUUGCUUAAACAACAGGACCCUCUUGCACCUUCCUUUCUCUGGUGACUUCUAUGUUCAAGAAAUCUCUUAUCUCAACAAUAUAAUUUCUAUUCACCUUCAAAAUACAAAUUGCCCAUUACAAAGUGUUUUCUCUCUUAACUUCUCGGGUUCUCCCUUCAACACUGGUACAUUUUCUCAGAUUUCUACCAUUGUGAAUUGCACAGAGAGGAUUUCAUGGAGUGCAUCAGACGGAAUAGUAGUGCCAAUAGAUUGCUUGAGUUACGACAACAAUUUAGUUUAUUUAUAUGAUCCUUUUGUUUCCAUGAACAAGCUGCCUUCACAUUGCAGAAGAUUUAAAACAGUUGAGAUCAUUUCAGUUCAUGGCUACGUUGAACUCCAACAAGCCAUUGAGAGACUUUUUGAAAGGCAAGAGAUCUUCCUCGCUUGGGAAGGGUUAGAUGGUUGCUAUGAAUGUGAAAAUUCAGGAAACUUCUGUGGAUUCAACAGUACAAGAAAUGCAACCAUUUGUUCUACUUCCAGGCCCAAAAGGUCACAUUCUGCUGUAAUCUUAGGAACAAGCAUUGGAGGCACCACCUUUCUUGCUUUGGUUGUACUUGUGUUGUACAGAUUUCGAAGAUCGGACAGUGAAAAGGAAACUCAGCUCAAGGUAGAGAGGUUCCUGGCAAAUUACAAGACCCUCAAUCCAUCCCGGUAUUCCUACAGUGAUCUAAAAAAGAUAACAGGCAAAUUUAGGCACAAAGUAGGCCAAGGAGGUUAUGGAACUGUCUACCGAGGAAAAUUGCCCAAUGGAAUACCUGCAGCAGUUAAGAUGAUCGAGAAUUCUAAAGGAAAUGGCCAAGAGUUCAUUAAUGAAGUAGCUACCAUAGGUAGGAUACACCAUUUCAAUGUGGUUCGCCUUCUUGGAUUUUGUGCAGAAGGGACGAGGCGUGCUCUGGUCUAUGAAUUCAUGCCAAAUGAAUCGCUUGAAAAGUUUAUCUUCUCAUCAAAAGACGCUAAAACAAGAAAUCGACCAUUUAGUUGGGAGAAGCUUCAACAAAUUGCAAUGGGCAUUGCCCGUGGAAUGGAGUACUUGCACCAGGGGUGCAACCAAAGGAUCCUUCACUUCGACAUCAAGCCCCAUAAUAUUCUACUAGACCACAAUUUUCAGCCCAAGAUUUCAGAUUUUGGGUUGGCCAAGCUAUGUUCAAAGGAACGGAGCGUUGUCUCCAUGACAGCUGCCAGAGGAACAGCAGGCUACAUUGCGCCUGAGCUCUUCUCAAGGAACUUUGGAGCAGUUUCUCACAAAUCCGACGUUUUUAGCUUUGGAAUGUUGUUGUUGGAGAUUGUGGGAUGUCGAAGAAACAUCGAUGUUACAGUUGAAAAUCAAAGUCAGAUUUAUUUCCCGGAAUGGAUUUACAACAGAAUGAGUCAGGGGAAGGAGAUGGGGCUGGAAAUUGAGAUAGAUGGGGAUGAGGAGAUUGCCAAGAAGCUUGCAAUUGUGGCACUUUGGUGCAUUCAAUGGAACCCAACAGACAGGCCUUCAAUGACAAUGGUGGUUCAAAUGCUUGAAGGUGACUUGCAUGGCUUAGAGAUACCUCCAAAGCCUUUUGCUUCUUCAGACAUUGAGAUGAAUGCAACUUGACAUCAGUCAAAUCCUGAAAACAUGUUUCCCUCAAAGAAUCGAUUUCCUUUUUCUUCCUUUAUCCAUGAUCACACAAAUUUAUUUCCAAACACUGCAAAUCAGAUCUUUCCUUUUUCUUUCUUUA
Vitis riparia (riverbank grape) is the source of this 2012-nucleotide messenger RNA. RefSeq names its product rust resistance kinase Lr10-like. Gene Ontology annotation, molecular function: protein kinase activity; polysaccharide binding; ATP binding. The transcript has 3 exons. Lineage: Eukaryota; Viridiplantae; Streptophyta; Magnoliopsida; Vitales; Vitaceae. The record is from RefSeq and is a predicted model, not a curated record. Bases 68 to 1888 code for a protein of 606 amino acids. Gene Ontology annotation, biological process: protein phosphorylation.